Molecule: messenger RNA, 1968 nt
Organism: Trypanosoma cruzi
Lineage: Eukaryota; Euglenozoa; Kinetoplastea; Trypanosomatida; Trypanosomatidae
Exons: 1
Coding region: 1-1968 (655 amino acids)
Biological process (GO): protein deubiquitination
Molecular function (GO): cysteine-type deubiquitinase activity
Source: RefSeq, a predicted model, not a curated record
AUGCAGGCGAUUGCAGCGAUGGUUCGGGAGAAAAUCCGGCGCCAGACUCCCGCCGGAAUUCGUUCCAACAAUACCGCACGACACCGCCACGAGCGGCAUGAAGCGCCACCACCAGCGACAUCGCAUUUGUCGACAUCGUCGUCACGUCCAUCCCCGCAGCGAGUGGAGGCUGCCGGUGGGAAGAGGACAGGCCAUGAACUCCCCAACAACACUCAUAAGAGCAGCACCGGCGUCAAUGACAACGGCGACGGCUUCGGCAACACGACAGUUGCGCCAUGUUGGCUGUGCGCUCGACCUGCCAAUUACCACCUCGCCGAGGAAUUUAUUCUCUGCUUUUCCUGCUUUCGGCUCGUGAUACGCGCGUACAUAUUUCCUCUUAUUGACACACGGGAGCGGCGCAAAAGCGACGCCGCCUUCAUUGCGAAACUUUGGCAGCUUUCGGUGACGCAGUCGCCCUCGCCUGCGGUGGUGGCGCCACCACCGCAGGAAACCGAGGCCUCAUCGGACGGGAAAUUGCGGGGCAUAACGUGCGACGACACCGUCUCGGUGGUGGAUCCUUCGCAGGCCAACUUUGUUAUGUCCAGUUCUGUUUUGCGGAGCCGCACGAAGCGGGGCGGCGAGGGUGGACGAUCGCUGCACUCCGAGACAGCAAGGUUCCUCAAUCAUUCCUUUUGGACAUGCCCUCAGUGUACCUUUGUGAAUAGUGAUAGUGAGCGUUUUUGUGGAGCAUGUCAGUUUCAAAAUGUUGGCACCGUUAUUUGUUCCUUUUGCCAGUCAGCAUGCCGUUUUGGGGAAAAGCGGGUUUCAAAGUGCGAGGUAACGAAAUUACUACAUAUAGUCUGGAAAUGUAACGCAUGUAGCGCUUUUAAUACUGUGGAUGGUGACAGGUGUCAAGUGUGCAACCGACCCCUCAUAUGGGCGUGCUCAAGAUGUACGGUAGAGCAGGAGUCAUUUCGCACCACAGAGGGACUUCGUGUCUGCCGUACUUGCGGUGCGUACAACAUGCCACUGGAAGUAAUGCAGUCACGCCUUGCGAUGUCAUUGCAGCUUAGCGAGAGGGAGAUGCAGUCGGGCGUUGAGUUUGGCGUCAAUGAUUCCGGAACGAUUGCGGAGCAGAUGCGUCAGGCGGGAAUUGAAGAGGCAAAGGAGCGUCUUGCAGAUCGUAUGCGGCAACUUGGCGUUUUGCAGGUGAAUGAGCAGGUUUCAGAUGGCAACUGCCUUUUCCGCGGCCUCGCGAAUCAACUUUUUGGUCAACCCGGCAACCACAUGCUUCUGCGCCGCCUCGUUGUGGAUUACAUGCGGCAGCGGGCCGAAAGCUACAGUGUCCUCUUUGACGGCGAGGCGGAGUGGGACGAGUACCUGCGAAAUAUGCAGCAAAGCGGUGUGUGGGGUGACGAGUUGUGUCUUAACGCAGCCGCACGAUGUUUUCAUGUGAAUAUUCACGUCAUUACAAGCGAAGCGUCACGUUGGCAUUUGGUGUUCCAGCAUGAUGAGUUAGGGGCCUCGCAGUCCAUCGUUCGUCUGGAGAAAGAGGAGGUAGAAAAGGAGAAACGAGAUGAGGCUGCGGCGAUAUCUUUACCUCCCACGCAGAACUCCAUCUGCCUAUUUCUUGUCUACAUGGCGCCGGUGCACUACGACGAUGUGAUGCCGUUCCGUGCCCCGCAGGUCGAUGACGUGCGCCAGUACGUCGUGAAGAGUCUCUCCGCCACGAUGGAGAAGGAGAGCUCGCGGCGUGCCACAAGGGGCGGCGAGAUGACGCGGCAACAACGGCCACACCAGCCACAACAACAACAACAGCAAGCACUCAGGAGGCAGAGACCACGGGAAGUUCCUCCCAGAAGUGUGGGAGGCGGCGUGCGUCCUGUGAGAGAGACGCAGGCGUCAUUGCCGUCCAUGCGGACUUCGCCGUUGGUGCCUUUUUCGCCCGGCUGGAACCGUUCCGCUGGCAGGGGCAACCCCGCAUGCUGA